AUGCCUCAAAUGCCGGGGGCCUGGGAAGAUUCUGAUAGUGGCAGCGACGAGGUAGCUACCGGCGGCUAUGCUUUGUGGCAACAAGGGGCUCGCUCGACUCAUCCCUCUAGCCGUACUCUUCCCCCACCGAACCCCUCCUACAACCGAUCCAUUCCAGCCUGGAACCCAUCCGCGUUACCAGGCUUUGCAAGCGUUAGCCAACUGGCCAGCCUCGAUCGACCAGGUCUACUGAACAACGGCAGCUACUUCUCCGACGUGGAUUACCUGGGAGGGCAACCCAGUCUUGCUUCAACGAUUCAUCGUGCAAACAACAUUGACUUCCAGAACAUGACCGAUAUGGACGGGAACCCCCUGAAUCCGCGGUUAGCGAACUAUCUGGAUGACUUUGUGCACAAUCCUGUCAAAACAGAGGAGGAAAUUCAACAACUUCUUUCGAAUAUUCGACCUGAUAUGGAAAUUCCCGAGGAGGAGCGGGGUGAAACACCGGCGGGCAUGAAGUAUCCUCUCUAUCCGCACCAACAGCUUGCCCUGAAGUGGAUGGCGGAGAUGGAGACAGGGUCAAACAAAGGCGGUAUCCUGGCCGAUGAUAUGGGUCUUGGUAAAACGGUCUCGACCCUGGCGUUGAUGAUUUCCAGGCCCUCUGAGGACCGGGCAGUGAGGACUAAUUUGAUCAUUGGACCUGUUGCCCUUAUCAAACAAUGGGAAAACGAGGUCAAGAACAAGCUGAGGGGUACUCAUAAGAUGAGUGUUUACCUCCUCCACCAGAAGAAGAAGAUACCAUUCACUGAGCUCAUAAAUUACGACGUGGUGCUCACAACGUAUGGUUCAAUCGCCUCGGAAUGGCGCCAGUACGAAAAGCACGUGCAACAACGCAACGCGGCUGCGUUGUAUUCGGAGAGAGACGACGGCGAGCUUGCCAAAAAGUGCCCCUUGCUUCACCCUAAGAGCACCUUUUACCGCAUCAUCAUCGACGAAGCCCAGUGUAUCAAAAACAAGGACACCCAAGGCUCAAAGGGCGUGCACAAGAUCAAUGCCACCUACCGCUGGUGCCUUACUGGCACGCCCAUGAUGAACAACGUCUCAGAGCUCUAUCCACUCAUCCGGUUUUUGAGGAUUAAGCCCUUUUGGGAACAUAGGCACUUCCAAACGGCGUUUAAAUGCCUCGGCCCCCGGAAUAAUGGUAACAACGAGUAUGCUCGCAAGCAGGCCAUGGACAAACUCCGGACCGUUCUCAAGGCCAUCAUGCUGAGGCGCAUGAAAACCUCGCAGAUAGAUGGCAAGCCCAUCUUGACUCUACCCCCCAAGACCGAGAGAUCCGAGUUUGUAGAGUUCUCAGUGGAUGAGACACAAUUUUACAAAGACCUUGAAGAGAGGUCGCAGGUUGUCUUCAACAAAUACCUCCGUGCCGGUACUGUUGGUCGCAACUACUCCAAUAUUCUUGUUCUUCUGCUGCGGCUUCGCCAAGCAUGCUGCCACCCUCACUUGAUUGAUUUCGAGUGCGUCGGCAGCGCAACCACCGCUGACGAGACCAUGGAUGAUUUGGCCAGGAAGCUUGAUGCUGCAGUCAUCCAGCGUAUCAAGGACAUCGAAUCUUUUGAGUGUCCUAUCUGUUAUGACGGCGUCGAGGAUCCAGUCCUAGCUAUACCCUGCGGCCAUGACACCUGCUCAGAGUGCUUCACUUCGCUGACAGACAACGCGGCCAGGAACAAUGUUCUUACAGGUAACGAGAACGCCAGUGCUAAGUGUCCGCAAUGCCGCGGCCCCGUUGAUGCUUCAAAGGUGAUCAAGUACACGACCUUUCGAAAGAUUCAUAUGCCGGAAACUCUUCCUAAGGAAGAGGUCAAGGAGGAGGAGCUGCCAGAGAUUUCAGACUGGUCUGGCUCGUCAGAAGAUGAGAAUUCUGACAAUGAUUCUGUCGGCAGUUUGAAUGACUUCAUCGUGGAAGACGAUGAUUCAGAUGAACUCAGUGAGGGUGAAGCUGCAGCCCAGGCGAUGAAGAUGGCGGAAGCCAAGGCGGAAGCGAAGGCGAGAAAGGAAGCGAGACGGGCGGAAAAGAAGACCACGAAGGCGUCCAAGAAAGGCAAGGAGAAGAGCAAACUGAGCAAGGGGAAGAGCAAGGUUGAGCCGGUCAACCCAAGUCAGCUGCGGACACUCCGCCUUGAGGCUGGCAGAAACAAGGAGGCCCGUCGGAGAUAUAUGCACUACCUCCGCGAUAAUUGGGAGGACUCGGCGAAGGUCACCCAAGUCAUUGAGCUUCUGAAGACGAUCCAGGAAACCAAUGAGAAGACCAUUAUUUUCUCUCAGUGGACCUCCCUGCUGGACUUGAUCGAAUGCCAGAUCAAGUACAGCCUCAAGCUGCGUCACUGCCGGUACACUGGCGACAUGUCGCGCACCCACCGCGACGAAGCGGUUCAAGACUUUGUAGAGAACCCCGAAAACAAGGUCAUGCUGGUGUCCCUCCGCGCCGGUAACGCGGGACUGAACCUGACGUGCGCUUCGCGCGUCAUCAUUUGCGAUCCCUUCUGGAAUCCAUUUAUCGAGAUGCAGGCUGUCGACCGCGCCCACCGUAUUGGGCAGCAAAAGGAGGUGCAGGUCCACCGAAUUCUGGUCAAGGAAACGGUCGAGGACCGCAUCAUGGAUUUGCAAGAGAAGAAGAGGGAGCUGGUGGAGAGCGCUCUGGAUGAAGACAAGAGCAAGCAGCUGGGCAGACUGGGCGUUCAGGAGCUGGCUUACAUCUUCAAUGGCGGCGCGAGACCCCCUCAAUAGGCGUCAGAAUUGAACCGAAAGGCCUCGGCGGAUAGUCGAUAGGCCUCAAUCUUUACUUGACAGGCCUUGUUUGGGGGCUGGAAGGCGUCAAAAUGGAGCUGAGAGGCCUUGUUUGGAGGUUGGGAGGUGUUGUUGUUGGGAGACAAGGCCUCGAGGACAGAAAAACGCGGACAAUGGACGCGGUUGAGGCCUACUUUUUACCUUUACCAUGUCAAUAUUUUCUGUAUGGUUUUUCUUUUCUUUUUUUUUCCCUUGAUGUUUUUUUCGUCUUUUUUUCUGCCUUGUCCAGACAAGGAUUUGUCAGGUGUCCGUUUUUCUUUUCCUAGGUCAUGGGUUAUGGGGGUUUUCACCUUUCAUUUCUGUGCAGUCUGGAGUGGUAAUGGGCAUCAUGAAUCCCCCCUUUCCCCUGUUUUUUUCUCCCUCUGUUCAUUAUAGACUAGUGAGGUGUGGUUCUGGAGAGGAUGGAGACGUACUGGCCGAGUUGCAUGGUGGGGGGGGGGGGAUGCCUCACGGCAUGGGAGGAUGGAAGGGGUGAUGGAUGAAGGGAAAAGGGGGUCAACUUGCAUUGUGUUGGCGUUGGAGGCGAGACGGAUGGGGCUUUUGCUUGUGUAUGUAUGGGUUUUUGGUAAUGUAGGUUAUUUGUGGUGAGCGAAUGGGUGGUGGUAGAUGAGGGGGAGACUGCCACCUUGCCUGGUCAAAUUAGCUUUGAUUUUGAGAACUUUGAGUUGUGUGAUGGUGAUUGAGGUGAUGUGAUUUACGAUCAUGAGUGCUCGGGCUGGAGCUGGACAACAUAAUUUAAGUGAAAAGAGAAAACCACAGGAAACCCCGGGCACGCAAGAUACGCUUCAAUAUCAC
Molecule: messenger RNA, 3621 nt
Organism: Podospora bellae-mahoneyi
Lineage: Eukaryota; Fungi; Ascomycota; Sordariomycetes; Sordariales; Podosporaceae
Exons: 2
Coding region: 1-2766 (921 amino acids)
Biological process (GO): double-strand break repair via homologous recombination
Cellular component (GO): nucleus; cytoplasm
Molecular function (GO): ATP binding; ATP-dependent chromatin remodeler activity
Source: RefSeq, a predicted model, not a curated record